Messenger RNA from Daldinia decipiens, 892 nucleotides. RefSeq lists its product as uncharacterized. The transcript has 2 exons. The record is from RefSeq and is a predicted model, not a curated record. NCBI's taxonomy places the organism in Eukaryota, Fungi, Ascomycota, Sordariomycetes, Xylariales, Hypoxylaceae. Bases 13 to 807 code for a protein of 264 amino acids.
AACCUAAUUGCGAUGGCAGAGACAACAUUUUUUCUCUUCCCCGAAUUUCCGCCGGAACUUCGCUGGCUAAUUUGGCGCGAGGCUUUACCGAAACACACUGGGCCGAGUCUGUUCUUCUUCAAACAAGGAUGUUGGCGGCUAGAACUCGAGAGUCAUAUGCUAGAGACAGGCGAUGUAGAGAUGUGCUUCGACCACGAACUAUUGGACGACGAUGUUCAAUUUGACGUGCCUCUUUUCUACGUCAGCCAAGAGGCUCGUAUUGUUACGCUGAGUUGGUUCCGCGAACAUGGCAUCAAGAUCAAACUGGACGAGAAUGGCCAUCAUAUUUUCUCGCGCUCCUUCAACCCUCGGCGCGAUGCAUUAUAUAUAAUGCCCGAAAGGUGGCAUUCACUCCACCAAGGAAACGCGAAUGAUAUGGAGGGUGAACCUUUCGUCAUUAAAUCAGAACCUGAGCAUCUUGCCGUGUCUCUGCGCGCUUGUCUGCAUCCCGUCAUCAUCGAUAUGCUACCAGAAGCGAUGUGGUGGUACAGAAAAGCUACGGAGUUCCUGCUAAUUAUCGGCGAGGAGCCUGAUCAGCAAAGGGGACUUGGACAGUGGGAAUUGACCACUUUAAAAGAGGGAGUAUUCAUCUGGAAUAGCGAUAGUGGUGACUUUGAAUUUCGAGGAACAGGCGGGAAUAACGUCGAAAAUGAGGCUGCUUAUGAGAACGUGAGGGAUGCUCUUCGUAAUGAAGAAUUGUUAGAGCGACUUCUUGACUUAGAUAUCCAGACUCUGGAGAUUCGACUUGCACUUGUUAUCAGAAGAUAGAAAUGCAUGGGAGAGCUUAUGAUUCCCAGGUGAGAGGCUUGUAAUAUGAAACUACCGCUUCUACAUCAUGUAUUUUAGAUUUUCA